AUGGUAUUCUAUUAUGAAACGGGAGAAUUAGCAUAUUCUAAUAUUAUUCAACAGGUCAAACAAGAAAAAACACAAGAAAACGCGAUAAAAAACGGAAAAUGAGCAAGAAAAACGGAACGGAAAAGAAAAGAAAAAAAGCUGCGUCGUGUGGGCGGAGCCUUGGGUCUCACAGCGAAGUGACGCGUUUGCGCGGCGGUUUGAAUAAUAUUUUUUAUUUUUCUGUUUCUAGGUCGUUUUUCUUGGCGAUUACAAGCCAGAAAAUGUUGGCAACAAAGAAUGGAGAAAAGUAGAGCGAACAAAUGGUGAAAAUGAGUUGAUCCGAUGUAUUUUGGUGGAUGGCCGAAUGAUUGGCGCAUUAUUGAUUGGCGAAACAAAUUUGGAAGAGACAAUGGAGAAUAUGAUUUUGAAUGGGGUCGAUUUACGGGGCAUUGAGGAGACGUUUUUAGAGCCAAGCGUAGAAAUAGACGACUUUUUUGACUAG
Molecule: messenger RNA, 481 nt
Organism: Caenorhabditis angaria
Lineage: Eukaryota; Metazoa; Nematoda; Chromadorea; Rhabditida; Rhabditidae
Source: the annotation of a GenBank genome assembly